AUGAAAGCCGAGCUUCAAGCCCAGAAGCUCGCAGCUAAAGAAGCCCGGGUAGCCCGCCAGGCCUUAAACCAGGCCCGGAAUCGGCUUCUUAGGGCAGGAAUUAAGGCCCGGAAGGAAGAGCGUGCCCGGAAGAAGAUGAUUACCCAGUUCCACAGAGAGGGGAUCCCAAUUCCUCCGGAGCUCGAGGAGCCAAUUCCUGACUGA
Molecule: messenger RNA, 204 nt
Organism: Pseudogymnoascus destructans
Lineage: Eukaryota; Fungi; Ascomycota; Leotiomycetes; Thelebolales; Thelebolaceae
Exons: 2
Coding region: 1-204 (67 amino acids)
Source: RefSeq, a predicted model, not a curated record